GUCCAUGGUUAGAAUACUCUGAAGACCGCAGAAAAUGACAGAAUCUCUGGACCCCCAACGGUCUUUCUCCGACUAGGCCAGCCGGGGAGCUCUGCGCACGCGCGACAGUUGUGCGACUUCCGUCACUUACGGCUGGAGCGGUUCGUGCUCAGGAGUUGGUGGCGCGGUGCAGGGCUCUUAAGAACGAACGGCUCAGGCGCGGGGUCCGCCAUGGAGCCAGAGCAGAUGGUGGAAGGACAGACGCAGGUUGCAGAAAAUCCUCACUCAGAGUACGGUCUCACCGACAACGUCGAGAGGAUAGUAGAAAAUGAGAAGAUUAAUGCAGAAAAGUCAUCAAAACAGAAGGUGGAUCUCCAGUCUUUGCCAACUCGUGCCUACCUGGAUCAGACAGUUGUACCUAUCUUGUUACAGGGACUUGCUGUGCUUGCAAAGGAGAGACCACCAAACCCCAUUGAAUUUCUAGCAUCGUAUCUUUUAAAAAACAAGGCACAGUUUGAAGAUCGUAACUGAGUUGUUGGGAAGAACAGAAAAAUUGAUUGCUACUGUAGAUUCACAUGAUUAAGAGGCAGUUUUAAUUGCCAUGAUUUCCCCCACUCCCUUUUUGGAAGUAUAAGAACCUUCAGGACCAUACAACUUAAUUCUGGAGUUGCAGAAGAGAACGUAUUUCCCUUAUUUUGAUUUAAUCACCAUUCUUACUUAAUGAGCGUAUUCUGUGCAAUUUUUUUCUUAGAUUGUCUUUAAUUUUUGUUUUUUAAAUGACUUUCAAAAUAAAUAGUUAAAACAUCAUUACUUUAGUUUUUGUUCUGUAUUUUACAUGAUUGAAUUGCUUUCGCAGAUGACUUUAUUGUGUCCUAGAAUGCUGCAGAGUUUUGCAAGAGUGAAAAUACAGCAGAGUCAAGUAAAACACGACAAGUAUCUCAGCCAGUUUUUCUCUGUGUUGUCACUGGACUUCUCUGAGGGUGGGAUCUGGGCAUCUUCAUUUUUUAACAAACAUCACAGGUGACUCUAAUGUGCAAUAAAGUUGGAGUACUGAUGUAAGCAUUGCAAAGGGUAUACAAUAUCCUCCAGUGCUAUCAACUUUUACACUAACAAUAUAAUAACUAUCAGUUUUUGCAACCCUACUAUGUGUCAAUCAUAGUACUAUUAUACUUACUUUCUGAUACAGCAGCUCUGCAAAGAAGAUAUUAUUAUUCCCAUUUUGCAGAUGAGGAAGCAGACUUGGGGAGGUUAAAUGACUUGCUCCACGACCAUACUGCUGGUAAGUGCUUGAAUGGGAAUUCAAAUCCAGUUCUAUUGAAGUGUUGCUGGUAGCUAAGUGAGACGUACUUGUGCAGCUUGACUUUACUACUUCUCUUAGGUAUAAAAAAUUGCAGCCAGUUGUUUUUUUUGGGGGGGAGUGUGGGGGGAGUUUGCUACCUUUGUCGCCUCCUAAGAAAUCAAGAUAACUCAGUCAAGAUAACUACCAGCUGAGAAAAUUAUCUGAAGAGAGCUACGCAGAAAAACAUUCAUUAGAGGAGUGGUUUUCACUGGGAGUUGUUUUGCUCUCCCCACACCCCACAUUUGGUGAUGUCUAGAGACGCAACUGGAGUGGGGUGGGUCCUUUUGCCGUGUAGUUGGUAGAGGCUAGAGAGGUUGCUAAACAUGUUAAAAGCACACUUGACAGCUCCCUGCCCCAAUAAUUAUCCAGCUCAAAAUGUCAGUAGUGCCAAGGUUGAGAACCCCUGCAUUAGAAGCAUACUAAAGACUUGUCUCCAAACUAAAAAUAUUAAUGCCUUUGUAAAGUUAGAAAUUAAGAAUUUAGUGCUGAUGAGUUAUGUCUUACAGUUCUCUUUAUGUCAGUAAAAAUUUACUUCAAUAGGAUUGACUCUUGGGGAGGUGAUAUUAAUAGUUUUUAUAUUGCAGAUCUAUGUAUUUAGUAAAAACCUGGGACUAUUCGGGGAGUCCUGGUGGCAUAUUGGUUAAGAGCUUGGCUGUCUCAUAAGUUAAUCCACUCCAGUCUUUUUGGUGAUAUUUUAAUAUCUGGAUAAGUACUAGUUAGGUAAUCUCUUAUUAAUUAUAUAGGGAAAUCCUGGUGGCGUAGUAGUUAAGAACCAGGCCUGCUAACCAAAAAGAUUGGCAGUUCAGAUCCACCAGAUUAAAAAAAAAAUGCUCCUUGGAAACUAUGGGGCAGUUCUGCUCUGUCCUAUAGGGUCGCUAUGAGUCGAAAUUGACUUGAAGGCAAUGGGUUUUGUUUUUAUAUAGAUAACACAUAAUACACACAUACCUGGUCCCUGAAAGCCUGAUUGAACUUGGGAUAGAGCCGGGGCUGGUGAAUUAGGCAAAAGCUCUAAGGCAUUCUGAUACACAGUUGUGGUUACGGACCACUUAAAGAAAAAACAACCGGUUGCCAUCAAGUUGAUUCUGACUCAUGGCAAUCCCACGUGUGUCAGAGUAGAGCAGUGCUCUACAGGAUUUUCAGUUCUAUGACCUUUCAGAAGCAGAUUGCCAGACCUUCUGAGGCCCCUCUGGGUAGGUUUGAACCACGAACCAUUAUUUAUAAUUUUAGUUUUGGAGGUAUAAGUAUGUGGCAAUCUACUUAGUGCUGCAUUACUUCUAACAUUCUAUUGAGUUAUUUCCGACAUAGGGCUUAAUUUUACUCAGUCCUGAAUUUGAUACUUUUUGAAGUAAGGGCUGAGAAUAGGCAUGUCUUUUGCUGGCAGUCCACAUGCCACUUACUGAGUACAUACCAUGUGCCAGGCACCAUGUUAAAUACUUUACAUGGAUUGUCAUUUAAUCCUCACAACCAUUUUUAGAUGAGGAAGCUGAGAUUUGGUUAAUUUACAGAGGUAGCAAAUUAGGGACAGGGAUUUAAACCCAGCCUGCUUGUGUAGAAAACUAGUUGUCAUCGAGAAGAUGCUGACUCACGGCGACCCCAUGUAUUUCAGGGUAGAACUCUGCUCUUUAGGGUUUUCUGUCUUUUAUUUAUUUUUGUUGUUGAGAAUAUACACAGCAGAACAUACACCAAUUCGAUAAUUUCUACAUGUACAAUUUAGUGACAUUGAUUACAUUCUUCGAGUUGUGCAACUGUUCUCACCCUCCUUUUUUGAAUUGUUCCUCCCUUAUUAACAUAAACUCACUGCUGUCUAAGUUUCCUUUCUAAUCUUUUGAGUUGCUUUUGUCAAUUUGAUCUCACCAUAGGGCUUUCAAUCGCUGAUUUUUUGGAAGUAGAUCUUCAGGCUUUUCUUACAAGGUGCCUCUGGGUGAACUUGAACCUCCAGCCUUUCAGUUAACAGCAGCCAAGCGUGUUAACCGUUUGCCCCAACCAGGAGCUCCUGCUUGUGUGGACACUCUGCUUAAUGUGAUAUUUAUUACCUCUCAAGUGUGUGGAAAAUUUCAGUUUGUCCUUAUGUGUGUGUAGUAGAAGCUGCCUUACAUGGCUGGUAAUUGAAAAAAUGUGUCAAAGUAGGGAAUCAUAAAGAACACAUUAUAAACAAUUUUUUUUAAGUUAAAGGACACUAUAUAGGUAGUAAUUUUAUUUGUCUUUUUGGGGUAUGUUUUCCUUGAUUGGAAUUCUGCAUUGUCAUUCUUCCACCAACCACACCUAUACUACAUGGUCUACAAAUUUCAGUUUCAGAUAUUUUGAAAAGUGGAGCACGAUCUUAGACAUUUAAGAAGUAAUUUGUAGAAUCCUAGGUUGUUCUUGUGAUUUUUUUAAUCCAGUUUUCAAUCAUCUUGUUUGCCUCUGAUUUCAGUUAUUUUUAUUGUCUUUCCAAAGCAUUCAACCUGUUUUUUUGUACAAACACCUUUUUCAUCAUGUGUUUGUGUAUCAUUGGUUUGUGUAAUAUUUAAUUGAAUUAUAUAAUGGCAAUACAUAGUUCAAUUGGUAUAAAUAGGUUUGAGAACACAAUUGACCUUUAUUACCCAUAUCACACUGAGAGGAGAGAGCAGUAGUAUGAGAGUUUCCUAAAAAGAGUAGUCUACUAGCUUUAAGAGUUUUGCCUGUGGUGGGCAUUUUUCAGUGUAUUUUAUGAAGGCACUUAUUCCAGUAAGGUGGUUAAACGGAAAUGAGUUAAGAAGGCUUCUACUGUACUUUGGUAAGUGAGAUAAUUUAUGUGAGCUAGCGACUACAGAAACAAUUUCUACCCUUUGACCACUAAUUUAAUGGGGAAGGUAAGAUAUUGUUUAGUCUACAAAUAUAGAAAUAGAGUGAAAAGUACUAUAUUCAACUGAGUUCUUGAAUCAUGGUCAGGUGUGGGUUGGUGGGAGGACCACUAGAGUAAAUCGGAAAUGCAGGUAGUCCUGACUUAAUGACGGGAUUCUGUCCCAGACGACUUUGUCAUAAGUCAGUUCUGAUGUAAGUCGAAUACUCCCCCCCCUUUUUUUUUCUUUAGUUUUCAUUAUUAUUGCCUUUUACUAUCAGCAUACUUAUAAAUCCAAUCUUUGGUUUUGAACAUCUGUGAGUAAAUAUCUGAGAAUAACAUCAGCAAAUUAUGUGCUGCAACGUUGUACUUAGUAGCUACUACUAACGAUAA
Messenger RNA from Loxodonta africana (African savanna elephant), 4511 nucleotides. RefSeq names its product dpy-30 histone methyltransferase complex regulatory subunit (gene DPY30). The coding region runs from base 211 to 510 and encodes 99 amino acids. The transcript has 5 exons. NCBI's taxonomy places the organism in Eukaryota, Metazoa, Chordata, Mammalia, Proboscidea, Elephantidae. Gene Ontology annotation, cellular component: Set1C/COMPASS complex. The record is from RefSeq and is a predicted model, not a curated record.